AGAUGCUUAAAGUGUGCAGAUGCCCCCUGUCAGAAGAGUUGCCCAACUAAUCUGGACAUCAAGUCAUUCAUCACAAGUAUUGCAAACAAGAACUACUAUGGAGCUGCCAAAAUGAUUUUUUCUGACAACCCCCUUGGUCUGACGUGUGGAAUGGUGUGUCCAACAUCAGAUCUCUGCGUUGGUGGCUGCAAUUUGUACGCCGCUGAGGAGGGACCCAUUAAUAUUGGUGGAUUGCAGCAGUUUGCUACUGAGGUGUUCAAAGCUAUGAAUAUUCCUCAGAUCAGAAACCCUUCAUUACCUCCUCUAGAAGAUAUGCCUGAAGCCUAUCACGUGAAGAUAGCUCUUCUUGGUGCAGGACCUGCAAGUUUAAGUUGUGCUUCCUUUUUGGCUCGAUUGGGCUAUUCAAACAUCACCAUAUUUGAAAAGCAUGAGUACGUUGGUGGCUUAAGUACGUCUGAAAUCCCCCAGUUCCGCCUGCCGUACGAUGUGGUGAAUUUUGAAGCUGAGCUUAUGAAGGAUCUUGGAGUGAAGAUAAUUUUUGGUAAAGGCCUUUCGGUGGAUGGAAUGACACUGCGGACCUUGAAAGAAGAUGGUUACGAAGCAGUAUUUAUUGGAAUAGGUUUGCCAGAGCCAAACAGAGAGAGCAUAUUCCAAGGACUGAGAAUGGAUCAUGGAUUCUACACAUCUAAAGACUUCCUACCUUUGGUAGCAAUGGCAAGUAAACCAGGGAUGUGUGCCUGUCACUCUCCAUUGCCAUCAAUACAUGGAACUGUGAUUGUACUUGGGGCAGGAGACACUGCUUUUGACUGUGCAACAUCUGCUUUACGCUGUGGAGCUCGUCGUGUGUUUGUGGUCUUCAGGAAGGGAUUCACUAAUAUCAGGGCUGUCCCAGAGGAGAUGGAACUUGCCAAAGAAGAGAAGUGUGAAUUUCUGCCUUUCCUCUCCCCUCACAAAGUUGUCCUUAGAGGUGGACGAAUUGUUGCCAUGGAGUUUGUUCGAACUGAACAAGACAAUGAUGGAAACUGGAAAGAAGAUAAGGAUCAGGUUGUCCGUCUGAAAGCUGACGUGGUGAUCAGUGCCUUUGGCUCCGUUUUAAGUGACUACAAAGUCAGAGAGGCCAUGGCACCUAUCAAGUUUAACAGAUGGGGUCUUCCUGAAGUAGAUCCAGAAACGAUGCAAACAAGUGAACCCUGGGUUUUUGCAGGGGGUGACAUUGGUGGUCUUGCUAACACCACCGUGGAAUCAGUAAACGACGGAAAACAAGCUUCCUGGUACAUGCACAGAUACAUACAGUCCUUACAUGGUGUUGCAGUUUCCGCUGUUCCGGAACUACCACUCUUCUAUACUCCCAUCGAUUUAGUAGACAUCAGUGUAGAAAUGGCUGGACUGAAGUUUCCAAAUCCUUUUGGCCUUGCCAGUGCAACCCCUACUACUAGUUCUUCAAUGAUUCGAAGAGCUUUUGAAGCUGGAUGGGGCUUUGCUGUCACUAAAACGUUCUCCCUGGAUAAGGACAUUGUGACUAACGUUUCUCCGAGGAUUGUGCGUGGAAUUACUUCAGGUCCUAUGUACGGCCCAGGCCAAAGCUCUUUCCUAAACAUUGAGCUGAUCAGCGAGAAAACAGCAGCAUAUUGGUGUAAAAGUAUUGCUGAACUGAAGGCUGACUUUCCAAACCAG
Nestor notabilis (Kea) is the source of this 1674-nucleotide messenger RNA. RefSeq names its product dihydropyrimidine dehydrogenase (gene DPYD). Gene Ontology annotation, cellular component: cytosol. Gene Ontology annotation, molecular function: dihydropyrimidine dehydrogenase (NADP+) activity; uracil binding; iron-sulfur cluster binding. The transcript has 11 exons. Gene Ontology annotation, biological process: thymine catabolic process; uracil catabolic process. NCBI's taxonomy places the organism in Eukaryota, Metazoa, Chordata, Aves, Psittaciformes, Psittacidae. The record is from RefSeq and is a predicted model, not a curated record. The annotation marks the transcript as partial.